Messenger RNA from Euleptes europaea (tarantolino), 1290 nucleotides. RefSeq names its product keratin, type I cytoskeletal 10-like. NCBI's taxonomy places the organism in Eukaryota, Metazoa, Chordata, Lepidosauria, Squamata, Sphaerodactylidae. The transcript has 6 exons. Gene Ontology annotation, cellular component: keratin filament. Gene Ontology annotation, molecular function: structural molecule activity. The record is from RefSeq and is a predicted model, not a curated record. The coding region runs from base 1 to 1290 and encodes 429 amino acids.
AUGAGCACCAGCUAUAGCUUCAAGCAGAGAACAAGCUGUUCUAGCAGUGGUGGUGGUGGAGGUGGUGGUGGUGGCAAGAACAGUGGUGGGAGAACUUCUGGUGGUAGUGGUGGUGGAGGAGGGUCCUCUUCGGUCUCCUCUAAAAGAUGUACCUCCUCUGUGAGCAGCAACCAAGGGGUUUCUGGUGGAAGUUAUGGCGGAGGAAUAUCCAGAUGUAAUGCUGGAGGGGGAAUAUGCCACAGCAUAUCUGGAGGAUUUAGUAGUGGUAGUUUUGGUGGUGGCUUUGGUGGAGGUGGCUUUGGCGGAAGUGGCUUUGGUGGGGAAGAUGCUGGAUUGCUCUCCGGCAAUGAGAAGUCUACUAUGCAGAACCUCAAUGACCGCUUGGCCCGUUAUAUGGACAAGGUGCGAGACUUGGAAGCAGAAAACAAUCAGUUCGAGCACUUAAUCAGAGAGUGGUACCAGAAGCAUGGUCAGAGUACUUCAGCAAAGGACUACAGCUGUUAUUACAGUGAGAUUGACAAGCUCGUUGAGGAGCUGAUUUCUGAAGCAGGGGAGACGAACAAGGUCAUGUUGGACAUCGAUAACACAAAGAUGGCAAUUGAUGACUUCAAGAUGAAAUAUGAGACUGAAUGUGGCCUGCACCAAAGUGUGGAGGCUGAUCUGAAUGGAUUACGUCCACUUUUGGAUAAGCUGACGUUGGAUAAAUCUGACCUGGAAAUACAGUAUGAGUCUUUGCAAGAGGAGCUGAUUCAUCUCAAGAAGAACCAUGAUGAGAUAAAGAAAAGUGCAAAAUCACAGACUGGUGGGGAUGUCACUGUUGAGGUGGAUUCGAAUUCUGGCCCCGAUCUGAAAAAGCAACUGGAUGAGAUGAGAUGCGAAUAUGAACAGAUCAUCGCAGACAACCGGAGGGAGGUUGAAGCAUGGUAUGAAAGCAAGAUGGAAGAGGUGCGCCAACAAGUGACUUCGAGCUCCCAGGAGAUUGACAGCAGCCAGAAGGAAGCUGCAGACCUCAGGCGGGAAUAUCAAACCCUGGAGAUCGAACUGCAGUCCCACCUCAGCAUGCUCCAGUCUUUGCAAAACAACCUGAACGACACGGAAGGCCGCUACGGCAUGCUGUUGCAACAGAUAGCGAGCCAGAUGGAACCGGUGGAAGCAGAGCUGGCGGGUAUCAAGUGCGAGAUCCAGCAGCAGAACCAGGAGUAUCAGACACUUCUCGGCAUUAAGGGCCGUCUGGAGCAGGAGAUCGCCCAAUACCACCAGUUGCUCGAGGAGGGAAAGCACCUUGCGUAA